UACCAUUUUACUUUUUCCCAUAUAUAUUUCAGUAGUUUAAUAACAAUAUAUAUGGAAUAUGUUUGAUUUGUUUGUAGGAUGCUGAUCUUUCCACAGAAUUACUGGAGAGAUAUUUUGAUGAAAUUUAUGACAUAAUUGCAAAGGUACAUGAAUAUGCAACCACAGAGGAACGUGACACUGGACCAGAAAAGACAGAAGUAAAAGCUUCAAAUAAUGCAUACAUUCUGAAUAUCGCAGCAACUGCUGAGUCAAAAGAAGAUAUUUUGGUUAUGGUCAUGAACCUUGUGCUUAGCCAUCCCACUGUUAAGACAUGGUUUCUUAAACCAGCAGUGCAUCAUUCUCACAAAGAUGACCAGAAGAGGAUCGCAGUCAUGAUGACAUCUUUCACCUGCAAAACACUGGCAGUGAUUGCAGAAUUUGAGGAAAGAUUUACAGAGCAUCUCAAAGGACAGCUUGACAUGUAUAUUCAGGAAUUGGUGACCUAUAUAUGUAGAGAAAAAGAAAACUUGGGCAGAUCAAGUUCAAGUACCAUGUAUAAUCAUUUGCCAAGUUUGCUGAAGUUUUUUUCUUUCUCCCAACAAGGCAUGAUACUCGAUGCAAUACUGGGCCAGAAAAAGAAAUCAGAGGAAACUAGAGGAAAGCAUGUGGACCUUGUUAGCCAUAUUAUAGCUCAUUUGUCAUCAACUUCUUCUGACCCAUCAGCCCUUCAUUUGGCCAUUCAAAGUGUGUCAACACUGCUGAACAUGGCCAUUGCCAAAAACAGUGUCAAAUUUGACCAAACACUGUUGAAGUUCUUGCAAGCAUUUCCUCAGUAUACUGUCUGUGCUUCAGAUAGCUUUGUAGAAUAUUGUUUUCAUGAACCAACUUGCACAAGAGUUGAUAUGAUUUACUGUCUUGUAACUGGAAGUAAAGAGGCAAGGAGAAUGUUUAUUGACUGUUGCAAGAGAAACAAGAAAGUCAAAAAGAUGAAACAGCUUUUUGUGAAAGUUAUGGAUUUUUUACUUUUUAUGGAAUCUGAGUUUGAAGACUUCAUUAAGGAUCUUUAUCUGCCAGAGUUUGAAUCAUGGCUAUUUGAUAGUGAUCAGGAGCAAGAUGAGACAAAGCACAAAGUGCAGAUGAUGAUAAAGUUGGUGCAUUUACUUAACCAAGAAGAGGCAGACCAAUUAGUAGAAAAACUAAGGCAGAUUCAGUGCUUGUCCUCUGUACAGAUAAUGGUGUUUCACAGCCUUGUGAAAUGGAGUUCUGCAUAUGAAAAUUUGAGUCUCAAGUUGAAGUGGCAGCUAGCUUUGGUGGAGAACCUUGUGAAAAGCACAACUCUGGUUUUAAGUCAGAAAAGUGAACAUGAUAACCAGCAAAAAGAGAUGCUAAUAAACAUAUUAUCAUCUAUGAUAAAGGUAUGUCAUAAUGUAAUCUGAAGUAAAAACAGAAAGUUAUAUUCUAUAUU
Messenger RNA from Lingula anatina, 1444 nucleotides. RefSeq names its product nucleolar pre-ribosomal-associated protein 1. Gene Ontology annotation, cellular component: nucleolus. Gene Ontology annotation, biological process: maturation of 5.8S rRNA from tricistronic rRNA transcript (SSU-rRNA, 5.8S rRNA, LSU-rRNA); maturation of LSU-rRNA from tricistronic rRNA transcript (SSU-rRNA, 5.8S rRNA, LSU-rRNA). NCBI's taxonomy places the organism in Eukaryota, Metazoa, Brachiopoda, Lingulata, Lingulida, Lingulidae. The record is from RefSeq and is a predicted model, not a curated record.